AUGUGCUUGGACGAGGCGAAAUUUACGAAGCGAAGUCCAUUGUCGUUCGUCAGCUGGUGGGCGCUGAACGAAAACGAGAACAAUGAGGUCCUUUAUCUGUUUCGCGGCCUACUCUUGGUGUGGAUGCUUCACGUUACGUUCGUUGUUAGUGUGGGCACGAAUAAAACAAUAUCACGCAUUCCUGUUGGCGAAAAUGUUACAGUCACCAAUAUAACGGAUGCAAAGGAAACGGCUACAGAUGUAACUGGUGGAAAUGUAACUGCAGCUAAUGAAGCCGCAAGCGAUGUACCUGUUGGGAAUGCAACAGGUGUAAAGGAUGGCAUUUUAAAGCGAUUUAAUCGUCAGCUAGCUAACAACUAUAAGAAGUUCAGUUCCUCCCGAUCAGGCAUAUCUAGAACUGUACGAGUUGGUGGUGCAAGUGGUUCCAUUUCGACUUCGGGAUCCUCCGCUUCCGGGAAAAGCUUCAGUUCUUAUGGAUCAGGCACAUCUAGAACUUUACAAGUUGGUGGUGCAAGUGGUUCCAUUACGACUUCGGGAUCCUCCGCUUCCGGGAAAAGCUUCAGUUCUUAUGGAUCAGGCACAUCUAGAACUUUACAAGUUGGUGGUGCAAGUGGUUCCAUUUCGACUUCGGGAUCCUCCGCUUCCGGGAAAAGCUUCAGUUCUUAUGGAUCAGGCACAUCUAGAACUUUACAAGUUGGUGGUGCAAGUGGUUCCAUUACGACUUCGGGAUCCUCCGCUUCCGAGAAAAGCUUCAGUUCUUAUGGAUCAGGCACAUCUAGAACUUUACGAGUUGGUGGUGCAAGUGGUUCCAUUUCGACUUCGGGAUCCUCCGCUUCCGGGAAAAGCUUCAGUUCUUAUGGAUCAGGCACAUCUAGAACUUUACAAGUUGGUGGUGCAAGUGGUUCCAUUACGACUUCGGGAUCCUCCGCUUCCGAGAAAAGCUUCAGUUCUUAUGGAUCAGGCACAUCUAGAACUUUACGAGUUGGUGGUGCAAGUGGUUCCAUUUCGACUUCGGGAUCCUCCGCUUCCGGGAAAAGCUUCAGUUCUUAUGGAUUAGGUACUUCUAGCAUUUUACCAAUCGGUGGCGCAAUCCAGAAUGUCUCACCAGUAGGUGGUAGCAUUUCAACUUCGGGACGCUCCGUUAUUUGUCCCGCUGGAAGCAUAUAUCGUAAUGGGCAGUGCUUGCAGCAAUUAAGCUACUGUGAAUCAGGCUAUAAUCUGGUCGGAAACACCUGUGUAGGUCAGGUUGUUUGCCAGCAAGGUUACCACCUUGUAAGUGGACAAUGUCAGCUACAAGCCCCUUGUGCUACACAAAUUUGUGGAUCAGUUCCAGUAGUACAGGUCCAAGCUCCACCUCCACCAAUUGUAACAUGUACUUGUGAGGUAGGUUAUGUACAAGUAGGCAACCAGUGUAUGAAGCAUGAAUCGAAGGCGGCCGAAACACGCACUCAAGAGAGUAGCCACGUAGAACCAUUUAACUGUCCGGCAGGGUAUGAUCUCAAUUAUGAGGAUUGCGUACAGUACAACAGCCAAGAAGCGCGCUGCGAGCGAGGCAUGCGGAGGGACGAUGUUUGUGUGGUAUCAGCUGAGUGUAGCUAUCCAUUCGUGAGCGAUGAGUAUGGAGAGUGUACCAGGAAUACGGUCGCCCAAGCAAAUUGUCCAUCGGGAACUAGGCUUAUGGGAGGCGUAUGUCUUUACAACACACCCGAGUGUCCAACGGGCUACCAGAAGGAAGCAGGCAUAUGUAUUCAACGUGAGCAAGUCCCGGUCACCUGUAAGACGGGAUCCUUUUCCGAAGGUACGUGCGUCGUGGGAAGCCCGGAGUGUCCACCAGCGUACCAAACUUCCGGCGGACAAUGUAUACUGGAGCACCGUACUGUGCCACGUUGUCCACCAGGGUCGAGACCCCAAGGCGGUGUGUGCGUUGUAGAGGUAAGCUGUCCGCCCGGCUUCACCGAACGCGGAGGCGGUGUUUGUGUGAAUCAAGAGCGAAGACCUGCCAUCUGCCCGAAUGGAGCUCGUCUGGUUGGCGAUGUGUGCGAAUUAGAGCGCCAGAUUUGUCCGCGUGACUUCAAGCUCGAGUACAUGCAGUGUGUCCGGUACAGCCAAAAACCCGCAACUUGUCCUCGUGAGAUGCGCUUGCUGGGUAGCGAGUGUAUUGCAUCAUCAGUGAACUGUGAGGCAGGAUUCACGCUAAGGAAUGGUGAGUGCGUACGGGAACUGGUUGGUCGACGCACCUGUCCACCCGGAAGUACUCUACGCAACGAACAGUGCGUUAUAGGUGAACCGAGAUGCGAUUCUGGCUUCGUACUACGUGACGGUAUUUGUGUACACCAGAGCCGAGAGCAACCGCGCUGUGCAUCUGGAGCUCAGUUCCGCAAUGGCAAGUGUGUCAUGCGUGUAGAAGAUUGUCCACCGGGAGCGGUACGGCGCGGUGGAGAAUGUGUACGGGAAGAGCAGAUCACACCAACGUGUGGAGUUGGCUUUUCGUACGUCCGAGGUCGCUGUCUGGCGGAACCACAGUGCGAGUAUGGUUACAGCUACAAAAAAUCCGAUUCCGUAUGUGUAAGCACCACCAAGACGGCGAUGUCCUGUCCGAGUGGUUCAGUACUAGAGGGCGAACGGUGUGUUUCACGUGACAUGAUCUGCAUGGAGGGCUAUACGCUGCAGGGUAACCAGUGUGUCAUGCAGAUGACUACGACCCCAGUUUGCCCUUCAGGUUCUACAAUGCGAGGGGACCGGUGUCAAACGAGCAUUGUACCUCAAUGUCGUGCCGGAAGUAUUGCCAUGAAUGGUGGAUGUGAAAUUCAGGAAACGUCCUAUCCGUUCUGUCCAGCUGGUUACAGUUACUAUGGUGGACAGUGUCACGGUACAGUGAGUGCUGCGGCACCUGCACCGGUACCUGCACCAAGUCCCUGCAUGUAUGGUGGCUGUCCAAAUCCUUGCACAACCGGUAUUUGCGGUGUUCCUUGUGCAACAGGAUGUGCCACACAAACACUUCAGACGAUUCAGUCGACGCAGGCAGCUUCCUGUCCUGCAGGAUUCAACAUGAACAACGGUGUAUGUACUCGGCGUUCCGUAACACAGAUGGAGUGUCCGUACGGAUAUUCAAUGGAUUCCGGUCAGUGUAUCGGUUACCAUGCGAUGACUUGUACUGCCGGUAGUGUACUGCAAGGUGAUCGAUGCGUGCGGCUGCAGACACAGUCUGCCUCCUGUCGGGAAGGUUUCCAACAGUUCGGGGACCUUUGUGUCUACAUGCGACCAAACUGCCCAUUAGGCUAUCGUAAUGAGGAUGGAACAUGUGUGACCGUGAAUGAAAGGGCCGCCACCUGUGCGAUUGGAAGCACCAGGCAACAAAAUAACUGUGCAGCCACACCAACCUGCCCGCCUGGCUACUACCUGCACAAGGAUAUAUGUCAACGGGAAGAGCGUACGGUUAUUCAUUGUCCUAGUGAAUUUGUGCUGAUCGAUGGAGAGUGUAUCGCACAAACAAGCUGUUCAGCCGGAUUCCAGCUGGAGGGUAACAUAUGCGUGCGCGUGGAACAACGUACUGUAUCGUGUCCAUCAUCGUCACGGCUUAUAGGUGAUUUGUGCGUGGUUAGCAGUCCUGCCUGUGAGCACGGUUACGAUUACAUCGGAGGUCGCUGCGUUAAAACGGAAUACCGAUGUCCGAUAUGUCCGUCAGAUACUCGCCUACGUGAUAAUCUCUGCAUAUUAGCCAGACCACCACAGUGCGAAUAUGGUUAUACAUUCUCAGGAGGCCAGUGCACAAAGUUGGAACGGCAACCGGCCACCUGUUCGUCCGAUUUCCAAGUGCAAGGUGAUCGGUGCAUUUCGCAAAGGUUGAUCUGCCCGGCCGGCUUUACGCAGAACGGAAGGGAAUGUGAGCGUGAAGUCCGCCGUACGAUGUCCUGUGCAUAUGGAAGUACUCUACGCGGUAAUCUCUGCAUCGGCGAAGGUCCAUCUUGCGAACCUGGCUCCAGAAUGGUUGGCGAGGAAUGCGUCCUUGUUAGCUACAAACCACCAGAGUGUCCUCCUGGUACAGUCUUAACCGGUGGGUGCUGCGUGAGUAGUGCAACUUGUGCUCCAGGCUACCAGCUUCGCGGCAACCUUUGCGAAACGCAGCGUGUCGCUCAGCUAACGUGCGCUCUAGGAUUAUUGCAAAAUGGAAAUUGUGUCGCACCGGGACCGAACUGCCCUCCAGAGUACGAGAUGCGUCUUGAUGGGUGCGUACGGCGCGAAACUACGCAACCGAGCUGUCCAGUAGGUGGAUAUCUGCAGAACAAUUUCUGUGUGAUUGGUCGACCAAAAUGCACGAAUGAUUUCCGGUACGAGAACGGUCGCUGUACGAGUAUGACGAAGAUACGGGCUCAAUGCCGAGGUGAUGCCGUACUGAGAGAUGGUAUGUGCGUGACCAAGACGACCACCUCUAGCGCCUAUUGCUCACAAGGGUAUACGCUUCAAGAAGGCUUGUGCGUGCGUACCAUCUACGCGCAACCAACAUGCACAACCAGUUCUUCAGCACCAUUUUCAAGCAGCAACAGCGUGUAUAGCAGUAACAUAGUGGCAAGUGCACCAACGGUCGUAGCUGAGACGACUCAACCCCUUCCAUUAUAUACUAAAGUAGAUAAUUUGGAUGACUAUAUUACUGAAGAAAAACUGGUCGACGAUUAUGAGGAGUAUUCCACCUCCAGCUCCAAGAAAGCCACGGAAUACGACGCUUUGUCCUACGACGAAUUACCCUAUGACAUGAAGAUAUCCAAUGUGACGGUCGGAACAUCACAGUCAAAUGCUAUGGAAGCAACACGAGAGAAGCGUUGCACCGUGAACGGACCUCGCGUGUGUAUGAACGAUGGUGCAAGUUGGACAUACAAGCAGAAUCAGUACCGCAACAGACAGCAAUUCAAACAAGCAGUCAUCCAAUUGAUUGUAGAUCAGCACAUGGUCUAUAAUGUCACAUUUAUUGCAAUGGCUCCACGAGUACCAGAAGAAGAAACAUUAGACGGCGACGAUGAUGAUGAUGAUGAAGAUGCUGAGGAAGAGGAGGAAGGUACGAUCAGCUACUCCUGCUCGAAAAUAUGUUUCACUUACGAAGAGUGCAGCCACUGUACCACUUUUAAGCUUGAGAGCUUCUGCAAGAUAGCAAAAUCAUUUGAGCUAUGUGCAUAUUUAAAGAUCGAAGCAUAG
Molecule: messenger RNA, 5187 nt
Organism: Anopheles moucheti
Lineage: Eukaryota; Metazoa; Arthropoda; Insecta; Diptera; Culicidae
Product: neurogenic locus notch homolog protein 1-like
Exons: 4
Coding region: 1-5187 (1728 amino acids)
Source: RefSeq, a predicted model, not a curated record